This is a messenger RNA of Phlebotomus argentipes, 1171 nucleotides long. RefSeq names its product protein NASP homolog (gene Nasp). The record is from RefSeq and is a predicted model, not a curated record. NCBI's taxonomy places the organism in Eukaryota, Metazoa, Arthropoda, Insecta, Diptera, Psychodidae. The transcript has a single exon. Gene Ontology annotation, biological process: DNA replication-dependent chromatin assembly; CENP-A containing chromatin assembly. Gene Ontology annotation, molecular function: histone binding. Gene Ontology annotation, cellular component: nucleoplasm. Bases 41 to 1105 code for a protein of 354 amino acids.
UUUUGCUGUCAAUUUGUCAGUGCACUUUCGGCGGUCUGCGAUGGCGUCCUCCAGUCGUGAACAGAGUCAAGAAGAAAUCGACAGAGCCAAGGAGCUACUGAGCAGCGGCACAAGGAAUUACUAUGUGAAGGACUACGAUCAUGCCGUGGAGGAUUUGAGCCAAGUGUGCACUCUGUAUUCGGACGUUUAUGGCACAACGGCGGACGAAUUGGGGGCCCCGUAUUUGCUGUACGCGAAGGCGCUGAUCGCCUUGGCACAGAACGAGGUGAAACUCAUUGAUAUCCCUGAGGGUGAGGAUUCGGAGGACUCCGAGUCCGAGUCGUGCGGCGAGGGUGAGGAGCCCAAGGCGCCUGAGGCAAAGACUGAGGAGGAAGCGGAGGCUGGCAAAGCGCCCGAAGCGGGUGGCAGCAAGAAGGAGUUCGAGGAUGAUGACGACGACGAGGAGGAGCAGACCACGAAUCCCGAGUCCACGGAAGAGGAUAUCACAAACCUUCAGCUGGCGUGGGAGAUCCUCGAGCUGGCGGUGACAAUCUUCACGAGUCGCGGCAAGAACGGCGAGUCGCAAUUGGCCGAGUGCCACGCAGAAUUGGCGGGAAUAUCCUUUGAGAACAACAACUACGAGGAAGCCGUCCGGGACUUCACGAAGGCCAUGGCAAUCCUUGUGACGCUGCCGGAGCCCGAUCAGCGUCACCUCGCGGAGCUCUACUACAAAAUGGGGCUCUCUCACAUGAUGCUGAACAACUUCAAUGAUUCCAUAGAAGCUCUGAACAAGGCAUGUGAGUGUCUGGACAACGUGAUUGCGAAGAACAAGGAGAAGGGCGUCCCGGGCGAUGAGAUCACGGAACUGAUUGCGGAACUCGAGGACAGCAAGAAGGACAUUUACUGCAAGAUCGAUGAGAUCAAGGCGUCGAAGAUGGCUGUUCUUGAGGAUCUCACGAAAACCUGCGCAACGUCUCCGGACAAGAGCACUCCUGAGGCCAGCAAAAGUCCAUCCAGUGCCAAUCAGAAGCCCACAAACAUCUCACACCUGAUCAAGCGGAAGAAACCUGAUGCAACUCCUUCAGAGGGCGGCAGUUCGGAGAGCAAAAAGCCUAAACUGGAUUGAACUCCUGGAAAUCUUUCACUUUCUACCGUGUCACUAAUAAAAACAUCUCCAAGACGAUUUUGUUGU